Molecule: messenger RNA, 1862 nt
Organism: Zea mays
Lineage: Eukaryota; Viridiplantae; Streptophyta; Magnoliopsida; Poales; Poaceae
Source: RefSeq, marked validated
AGCGAUUUUGUUCGUCUUCUUCCUCAGUUGUUCGACGCCAGCGACAGCGGGUGUUCGGGAGGCGAUCGGGACCUGACACUCCGCUCCCCUCCGGAAUCGAUGUCCUCGUCUCCUGCUCGGUUUGGUACUUUGGUUGGCGUACGGCGACGUGGAAAGCUCACCCGUAUAGUAGUAGAAUAAUGCAAUGAGAUGGAAUGGCCCUCCUGUCAUCUCCCCCAGUCACAUCUCGACUGAAUUAUUCAAUUCUCAAUGCUGCUGAGCAGCUGCUGUGCCGCCGCCGCCGCCUUCUCCUAAUCCAGCUGCUCCAACCUAGCUCACGUCGCUUCCAACAGACGCCACCAGUCGUCGCCCGCCCUCGCCCUCGUCUCAGUGUCAAAGCAGGAGGCGGCGGUGCCGCGCGCCCCGCCAACCGUUAGCUCCCGAGUCCCGACGGCGCGGCGGAAUCGGGGCUUGGGACUGGGGAGGCGCGAGUCCCCGGGCGCUUACUUCAUGCCUCCAUGGAUCCGGUCGCGGACCCGUCGCCGUCGCGGCGAUCCCUGAAGCGGCGGCCGCCAGCGCGGUCGCCGGAGCUGUCGCCCAAGGCGGGUCCGGGGGCAAGGGAGGCGGCGGCGGCGGAGGAGCUGAUCCGUAGGGUGGAGGAGCUGGAGGCAGCGGCGGCGCGGCUGCGCGGGGAGAAGGAGGCCGCGGAGGACGCCGCGCGGGGGCUGCGGCAGGAGCUCGACGCCGAGCGGGCCUCCGCGGAGACGGCGGCCAGCGAGGCCAUGCUCAUGAUCGAGCGCCUGCAGCGGGAGAAGGCCGCCGCGCAGAUGGAGGCCCGCCAGUUCAAGCGCUACGCCGAGGGCCGCGAAGACAGGGAGCGCGAGGUCCAGGACGAGCUCGCGUCGCUCUCCGACCUCGCCGCCUCCUACCACUCCCGCCUCCAGUCCCACGGCAUCGACCCGGACUCCUUCACCGACGAGGACGAUGAGGAAUCAUACGAGGAGGUGGGCGCCGAAGACGUGGAGCAGAUCCACAUGGCUGCGCUGGAGGUGAAGCCGAACGCCCGCGAGUCGACCAAUGGCAUGGUGAAAACCAUGGUCGUUGGCAACGAUGGCGAGGAAGAAGUGGAGGACGCCGAGGAGGAGCCGUCGUCCCCAGUGGAGAAGGAAUUCGAGUACACGGUGGACGUUACCUGCGCGAGCACAACGAAACCAGCUACAUCUGUGGUUGCAGAGUAUGUGGGGGACGGGAACUCGGGGGGAUUGUAUGCAAGGGUCGAGGCGCUGGAGGCGGACAGGGUAGCGCUGCGGAGGGAGAUUUCCGUGCUGCGGGCCGAGAGGGCACAGCUGGUGAUGGCCAGGGAGAUGGCGCGGCGGCUCUGCUGGGAGAUGGUUGCUGAGCAGAGAGCCAUCGUGAAGAAAGCAGUAGUCCCUGCGAGCAGUUUCUCAGUACUCGGGAUUUGCAAGUGGGUGCUAUCAACACUGUUCUGGAGAAACGGAAGGUCUACAGCCAAGUAUACCUUUGGUCUGUCGACUACGUUCCUUGGCCUCCUGCUGCUUCUCGACAGAUCCACGUUGUUGAGUCCCUGGCGGCGUCUGCCAAGGCCACAAAGAUGACUAAGGCCUUCUCCAUACCAGCAGGCAGCAGCCAAAUGCUCGUAAAUCCAUAGAUUUAAACAGUUGAGCUUUAUUGUGCAUGUGUAUUGGUUCUUUGGUGUUUCUUUUUUCCUUUUGCCACGUACAGUAAUUGGAGCUGUACGUUUCGGUUGUGAAGCUUUGAGGUGCUGUAUAGUGUGUUAUUCAGACUACUAGGCUUGAAUAGCCUGUAAUUUGGGGCUAACUGGCAUGCUCUGUAUAGUGUGUAUAUCAUCGUAAGUUGUGGAA